AUGGCCCAGGUCGCAGCUGUCGUAGCGCAUGCGAACGCUCGCGGCCCUACGAGUGGAUUUACAGAUGUAUCAGAUGAUGAUUUCCAACUUCCUCCAGGCUACGACAGGGUAGGGUCAAAGUUAUUCCGACCCUUAAAGGUGGGAGCUUUCACCUUACAGCACCGCAUUGUCCAUGCCGCGUUGGGCAGAAGCCGAAGCAUCAAGGGCCAAGAAAGCCCGUUAGCGGUCAAGUACUUCUCACAACGUGCUACCCCAGGGGGUCUCAUCAUCUCCCAAGCAACCGGUGGCAAGCCAGAAUGGAUGGCUUGGCCAUUUUCUGCCUCACUCCACUCGGAGGACCAGGUUCGGGCUGUAGCUCGUAUCGUUGAAGCCGUACAUGAAAAGGGGGCCUUCUGGUUCCACCAGCUCACCCACGUGGGCCGAUGCACCUCCCCAGCUCUUGUAAAACUGGCUUGGGAAAGGGCUGGGCACACAGAGCCACCGCCCUAUGGCUACAGAUCUCUUUCUGCUUCUGAGGUCGAGGAGUCUGGUAUAAACACACAUUCUGGCGAACCAUUCGGGAAACCUCAUGCCGUUUCCAAGGAGCAAAUCAAGGAGAUCCGUGAAGACUUCAAGAACUCUGCCCGCAACGCAGAAAGAGCAGGAGCAGAUGGCAUAGAGAUUCUCGCAGGAAAUGGCUUCCUUCUUGAUCAAUUUUUACACGACAACAUUAACCAGCGAACAGAUGAGUAUGGAGGCUCGAUAGAGAAUCGAUCGAGGUUUGUGCUCGAGGUUAUCGAUGAUAUAGCUGAAAUAUUUGGGCACCAAAAGAUUGGCGUCCGGAUCAGCCCGUUUUCAAAUUUCCAUGAGACCGAUGGGUCUCAACCUUUGGCUCAGCUGCUUCAUUUGACACGCGAGCUCGCCCUACGUGGAGUAGCAUACGUGCAUGUGGGUGAAGCUCGAGUAUCUAGGAACCUGGAUAUCGAGGAGAAUCUGAAAAGGCUUCUGGAUAAAGGUAUAUCCGCUGAGGACAUAUCUUUGCGCCCAUUCAGAGAUUUGCUUCGAAAGGUCCGGCCUGUCGAUCCAGCUUAUACUCCAACCGUGCUGUUUGGGGCUGGAGGCUACACCUCAACCACCGCGAUAUUGACGGUGGACGAGGACCUUGCGGAUGGCGUGGUUUUUGGUCGACGAUUUAUCUCGAACCCAGACUUGGUGGAUCGGGUUCGCCUAGGAUUACAACUGACUCCGUAUGAUCGCGAUACCUUCUACACGCAUGGCGCGAAAGGCUAUACCACCUACAAGAAUUAUGAUGCGGGUCAGGGGGUAAAAGCCUUAGGCUUGAAUGGGACAGCCGACGGCGCACCAGAUUCGGCUACCAACGGGAGAGCUAGCAACGGUAUAACGAACGGCACUGGCGAUCACGCUGGCCGGAAGAGAUUGGCCAUCAUUGGAGCUGGAAUAUCAGGCAUCGUGGCGGCGAGCGCAUUCCAGCGGCUUGGAAACGACUUUGAGAUCCAGAUCUUUGAGCGAAAGGCUGUACCUGGAGGAAGCUGGGUGUACGACGAAGUCUCUAAUACUGUACCAAACUUCCCAUCGGAGAAUCCUGAGUCAGUCAAUCCCCCGGUCCUUCGGCCUGAGGGUAUCCUACCGCUGACCGUCCCUCGCAAUACCCAACAACGCUAUACAUCAACCCCUCUGUAUAGUUCCCUCUACGCUAACAUUCCAUUCGAUGUUAUGACGGGGUCCUCUACUUUCAAGCUUACUGACCCGAUGCCGGAGUUUGCACCCUACCUCUCGGCAACUCAGUUGGUGGAAGGUGUCGCAAGCAUCUCGCAUCAAUAUGACGAUUUAAUCCAUUACAAUACAACGGUAGAGAAUGUUGAAAAGGUUGGCGCGGAUGACGAGAAGCUGAGACUAAUUUUGAGGACCGAAAAUGCAGAUUUCACAGAUACCUGGUCCGAGGAAGUCUUUGAUUUCUUGAUUGUAGCUACUGGUCAUAACUCUGUGCCUCAUGUACCUGCUAUCUCAGGGCUUGAUACAUGGAAAGGUCAACUCCGACAUAGUACGACAUGGCGAUCAGGGGAGGAGUUCAAGGCACAGAGCAUUCUCGUUGUCGGAUCCAGCGAAAGUGCCAUCGAUGUGACGCUUCAGAGUCUCCCGCACGCAAAGUCGCCUGUGUACGUCUCCCAGCGAACUCCUCACCCACGCUUUCCCACAGUCUUCAACCGUAAAGGGAUAGAAAUUGUGCCAACAAUUUCCCACAUCGAUGGAAAUAGUAUCCAUCUCUCUAAUGGUGCCGUAUUGACAGACAUCGACACGAUAGUCUUUUCCACUGGCUAUUUCUACACUUAUCCGUUCCUGAACCACAUCCGACCAUCAGCGCCAAGUGGUCAGAGGGUCCCAGGCUUAUAUCAGCACAUUUUUGAUAUCUAUAAUCCCAACAUCGCCUUCAUUGGUGUAGCGACUGGGACGCUCGCUUGGCUCGCUUGGGAAAAAUCAGCAUUUUUAACCGCUCUUCUAUGGUCAGGCCGCAUUAAAUUACCCCCUGUUGAAGAGCAAAAGAAGUGGGAAGCUCGUCGACUGGUUCAGACAGGGCCCAAAGAUAAGAUGUUCCAUAUCCUUGCACAACCUAGCGACCGGGUGAUUUAUUUUGACGAGCUCAAUGAAAUAGCCGGGGACUACCUCAAUACGGAGGCGCCCGACGAUGAGCUCCUCAGAUCAUUCCCAUGGGACUGGAUUGUAAGCCUAGGAACUGGGCAUGCUCGGAAGGCUCAGUUUUAUGGCAUCCCUGCUUGA
This is a messenger RNA of Exophiala bonariae, 2775 nucleotides long. RefSeq lists its product as uncharacterized. Gene Ontology annotation, molecular function: FMN binding; NADP binding; N,N-dimethylaniline monooxygenase activity. The record is from RefSeq and is a predicted model, not a curated record. The transcript has 4 exons. Bases 1 to 2775 code for a protein of 924 amino acids. Lineage: Eukaryota; Fungi; Ascomycota; Eurotiomycetes; Chaetothyriales; Herpotrichiellaceae.